UUUUUGAGGCGUUUUUUAGCAAAUAUAUGCGGCGUUGUAGAUGUCGCAACAAUCUUUUUAACAAGUGAGGUUACUGGUUAAGAUACAAGUGUUUUGUAAAAUGACAGUAUUUUGAUUUAUAAACAAAUUAAAAUAAUUAUUUAGUUUUAGUGUUUAAUUUAUGAUUCAGAAAAUGUGGAAAAUUAAAGAUUUGCACGACCAAAAAAUAACUUAUAUUUCAAACGAGGUUGCCACAAUUGGUAGAAAUAUUAAUGCUAAUAUAGUUUCAUAUCAAAAACAUGUGUCUAGAAUACAUGCCAAGUUAUUUAAAAAGGAAAGGAGCUUGUUUUUAAAAGACAACAAUACAAGUAAUGGAACAUUUGUCAACAAUAAAAAAAUUCCUAAGGAUACAGAAUAUUUACUAAAAGAGGGUGAUAUUAUAAGCCUUGGUACAGGAAUCACUUAUAGAGUAAAUGGUAACAUUUCAAGAGUAGUUAAAUAUGAGGUUCAAAGAGAGGAUGCAAAUGUUUCUGAAAAUAUAGAAAAUAUAGAAAAUUUUCUGAAUGAGCCUAGUGAAGAAGCCGAAUUAUUGAUUCCCAAUGGCACAAAUUCUAUUAAUGAGGAUGAUAAAAUAAACAAAAAUCCUUUGAAUAACAAUUUUAAAAAAAGUUCCAAACAAUCAACCUCAGGAGAAGAAUUCAAAGAAAUUCCAGAAGUUGAUAUUACUAGUGAUGAAGAAGUUUUUCCUUCAUCAAAUGACAACAAAAAUCUUGAAAAUAAAAAAGAAGAUUUUAAAGAACCACAACUAUCAAAGGCAAACCAAAACGGUUCCAAAUUAUUUGAUGAAAGUGAUAUUAUCAUUUUAUCAGAUGAUGAUGAUGAUGAUAAUUUUUCAUGUUCUCAGUUAUUAAAUAUUGACUUAAAAAAGGAAAAUGAUUUAGAUGACAGUUUAUAUCCCUACAAAGAAAUAAAAGAGGAACUUUCUGCACUUGAUGAAAUUGAGGAAAAUAUAUUAAAUAAGGUUCCUAUUGAUCUGGAAGAUGAUUUUUCCAGCACUUGUGAUUUGAUUAAUUGUUUGGAGUCUCCCAAUCCCAAAGUCAACAAUAAAAAGUUGGAAGAACUAGACAUUUCAUGUAUACCAUCAACAUCUGCAGAGGAAAUUUUUGAAAAACAAAAAUAUCCAAAUAAUGUGGAUGAAACUGAAAAACAAAAAGCCGCAAAAUUUCAAAAAUUCAACAAACAUUUACUAAAUGAAACCCCAUAUUCAACACCCCCUGUUGUUGAAGCACAUCAUUUGCCAAGCAAAAGAAACAAAUUAAGCACCAGUCCUAAAACUGGGGUGAAAAGAACGCAUGAAGAAGAAAAGCCAGAGACACCCAAAAAGCAAAAAACCAGGAGAAGCAGAAAGUCCAAAAGCCCAGUACCAAAAAAGCUCACCAAAGAAGAGAAAAAACUACAUGACCAAGUGGUAAAAGAGCGAAUUAAGCAACUUGCCACACCAACAAAUAAUGAGCCAACAGGAGCUAGAGUUACCACCAGAAGACCUUCAGUUGGAACUGCAAAAGUAAAAGUUUCGGAGAGUCGCGGGAACUUUUUGUUAGAAUCUGGACCACCUGUGCCCGCCAAAAGGGAUUCAAGAGAGCGAGCAAAGCUGUCAAAAGAUAUCAAAAUACCCUUCAAAGAGUUGAACAUUGUACCUGGUGUAGUUCAAAGGCCUGUGCAAAAUAAUUUCAGGUCCAGGGUGGACAUACAGGAUGUUUUUGAUAUGGUUGUUAAGUGGAAUGUUAGUUGGCUUAAUGACAGUAAUAUCACUCCACCUGUAAACCCACACGCACCCGUCAAAAUGUUGAGAUCAUUUAAUUCUUUCAAUGAAUAUAAUAAUAUUAUAUCACCUUUAAUGUAUUUGGAAACGUGGGAAUUCAUAUCGCAAACUUUCCACAAGGAAAACUUGGAAACAAUUAAAGUUAUUAAACUUUCUCACAGAUUUAUUGGACAAAGCCUGCACAUAGACUGUAAAUGCUAUUUAGAGAAAAAGCAAAGGGCAGACAUAAUUAAAAACGAUGACUAUGCGUUAAUAGAGUAUUCAUAUACAGACCCAAAAACAAAGCAAAAAAUUCUUCAGAUCAACUUUGGCCUAAUACAAAAUUUGGUGUGGAAAACAAUUGAUAAAAAUGAUGGAAGUUGUUUUGAUACAAGCUUGGUUGGGUUAGAUUCGCCACAUACCAAGUUAUCUUUUACUAUAAUGACCAGAAAUGUUGAAAGCCGAUACCCAAUGGCUAAAACUUUUUUGGUGAAGUCAAUAGCCAACUUAAAAAUUACGUUUAAAAUGUUUAAAACCUUAAGGCUUUUGGAGAAGUCACCUAUUUGCAGAUUGGUUUUGAAACCUGCCAUCGAAGAUUUUACUUUUCCUUUGUAUAAUAAUCCACUUAUUUGUGAAGGUAUGCUUAAUCCACAACAAAAGCACAUUGUUAAAGAAGCUACAUAUUUAUGUUUGGGUAACACUGCCGGACUUUACUUAGUACAAGGACCACCUGGGACUGGAAAAAGUAGAUUGAUCGUUAAUUUAUUAUUCCAAAUUUUAAUGUCUGAUCCAAAAAAAAAUCCCUUAGUUUUGUUAACUGCACCAUCAAAUAAUGCAGUGGAUAAUCUUUUAAUAAAAAUACAAGAGUUUAGAAGUCAACUUACAGAUGAGCAACGGAAGGCGCUACGUGUGAUUCGCGUAGGCCCUGAGGCAAGCAUAGGAAAACAAGUAUCAAAAUAUAAGUUGAGUUUUUUUACAAAAAAAGAGAUGUUUUUAAAAUCAAACGAAAAUGCGCGCAAUCUGGUUAUGUCUGAGAAAGAUCGCGACGAAUAUCUGAAAAAACAUUACGGCCAUCAUUAUAACUAUGUGUUUAAAACAACUGAGACAGAUGUGAUAAAUGGGUGUAACGUGAUAUGCACCACUUUAAAUAGUUGUUUGCAUAAUCAAAUAAUGGAAGCAAUGAACAGAAAACAAGUAAAAUUUACUUGUUGUAUAGUGGAUGAGGCCUCCCAGUGCAGUGAGCUUGAAUGUUUAGCCCCCACUCAACUCGGAAUAGACAAAUUCGUUUUAGUCGGAGACCCGAAACAGUUGCCAGCCCUGGUAAAUAACCCGCAAGCCUCGACUUUGGGAUACAGCAAAUCCCUUUUUCAGCGAAUUCUUGAGAACUUCCACAGAAACACGCCGGUGAGAAUGUUGCGCCAUCAGUACAGAAUGCACGAGGAAAUUUGCCGGUUUCCCAAUAACAAAUUCUACGAUGGGAAAUUGAUAUCGCUUCCUAAUUUCGAGAACAAAAUCAAGCCGGCCAUUAAACCCUACUUGGUGUUUGCGAUUAAAGAUCAAAAAGAGAAUUCUCUUAAGACUCAGUCGCUGUACGAAAACGAAAAAGAAGUCGCUUUUGUUAAGGAGUUGAUUAGAGUUUUAACAUCAUCGCAAAUUACCUCAACUUGUCCAUACACCAUCGGUGUUUUGACGCCAUAUUCUGCUCAAAAGAAAAGGAUUAUUCAGGCUUUAAGUGAAUUUAAAUUUGCCAGUAAUAUCACGGUAAACGUAAACACAGUGGAUAGUUUUCAAGGACAGGAACAGGACAUAGUUAUUAUUUCAUGUGUCAGACAUUCGACAAACAAUUUCUUGCAAAGCACAAAUCGGUUUAACGUUGCGUUGACUAGAGCCAAACAGGCUUUAUAUGUUAUAGGAACCUACAAUUUGUAUAAGCACAACCAGCUACUGUAUGAACUAAGAGAAGAUGCAAAAGUAAGAAAACUUCUAAUAGAUUUCCAAGGAAUUUCAUCAAAACUUGCGGAUUAUUUACGUAAAUACAUAUUUAUGUAAAUGAUUUUCCAAUGUGAAGUUACUCACUCAGCUGACCUGUGAUACUUUUAGUUCAAGAUUUGUUUUAGUUACUUAAUUUGUUUUCUUGUUUUAAUUUUAGUUAAAGUUAAAGCUAAUGUGCCAAAUAGCUCUUUUUGGAUUGUUCUUUCUACCUUUUUUAAGAGAAUUUCAUCUUGAUUUUGUUUUGUUUUGAAGCAUUCCCAUAAUUAAAACUUAGUUUAAAUUUACACAAAAUAAUAUUUUGCUAAUAUUAUUUAAUCUCACUUCAAUGUAA
Brassicogethes aeneus is the source of this 4103-nucleotide messenger RNA. The record is from the annotation of a GenBank genome assembly. NCBI's taxonomy places the organism in Eukaryota, Metazoa, Arthropoda, Insecta, Coleoptera, Nitidulidae.